Messenger RNA from Symbiodinium pilosum, 1440 nucleotides. Lineage: Eukaryota; Dinophyceae; Suessiales; Symbiodiniaceae. The record is from the annotation of a GenBank genome assembly.
AUGCAGGGGCAAGGCAGUCGCAAUGGCGACGUCGGCGACUUCAAGAACUUGGUGCCGACCUGGGACGGAAAGCCAGAAACCUUCAGCCACUUUGUGACGGAGAUUCGCUGGGCGCUGAACAGCACCAAGAAGGAUGAGCGAGCCCUGCUGGCGUCGCGCAUCGUGCGCCGCGCUCUUCAGAGCGAGCAUCCAACCUUGGUUGCGCUGCUGUACAAGUUGGACCCUGAGGAGUUCAACAGUGAAGAUGGCGUCGAGAAGCUGGUGAAGUUCCUGGAAGCCAGUCCGAUGAAUCGGCAGCCGCUUCCGGACGCUGGCAACAAGAUCGGUGGAUACUACCGACGCCUUCACAAGAAGCCUCAAGAGGCUAUACGAGCGUUCUUGGUUCGAGAAGACCGUGUCCAAAAUGAGAUGCUGCGAGUUCUCCAGAGGCUCCUUAGGGAGCGAGAGCUGACCUUUGAUGACUACGAAGUGGACGUGGAUGAGCUGAAGGCUUUCUGUGGCAUCCCUAAGGGGAAGUCAUUCUACUUUGGUCCCGUUGAGGGGACCGACGCUGAAGAAGACAACCAGGAAGAGGCCGAAGAGGAAGAAAGUGGAGUCCGAACACCGACCCCCGAAAGUUCUCAAGGGAGACCUUUUUCCCGAUCCUCAAGGGAUCGAAGGAGUAGCUCCAGAGGGAGCCGCUCAAGUGCAGACCAGUCCGCCAAAGGGGACGACAAGAAGAAGCCUAAGGGCAAGGACUUGCUGCAACGUCGCAUGGAGAAAGGCCUCAUGCCGCUGGCCACCUUGGAUGUGAUCCGGGGAUGGAUGAUCCUUGAGAUGAGCACCUCUACGAUCAAGGCAGCCACCCGCAACAAGCUGGGGUACCAUGAGAUCAAGCAGGCCCUCCUCUCCAUGUACGAGGACCGUGGCUCCAAGGGGAGCCGACCUUUCAACUUUGGACAUGGAGGGUGGACCCAGAAGCAUGGUACGAUGACGACGGACGGUGAAUGGGUCCCCGAGGAUGCGGAUGAAGAGGGCGACAGUGAGCCAGACGCCGCUUUGGCGCACCUUCAAGAAGAGCAGCAGGAGAUAGAAAAGGAAAGACAGGAGAUUGAGGCCAUGAUGGCGGCGGAGAACGACCGCAAUCUUCAGGAAGCACGUGUGGCACAACGAACCUUCAAGCCUACCUCCACCUACAUGGCCAAGGGCAAGCACGGCGGCCAUCCUAAGGGAGGCCACCCCAAGGGCAAGGUCAAUUACUCCGAAGAAGCCCACUUCGCUAAAGGCGGAGGCAAGAACAAGGGCAAGUGGAACGUGCCGUCUUGGGGCAAAGGCAAGGGCCACAAAGGUGGCAAGCACAAGAAGGGCGAUACCAACUGCCACUUGCUGACCAUGACGAGUCCGACUAUGUUCUUGCAGCCGCUGAGGGGGCUAAUCCGCUCAGCGCUUCUGAGUCCUUAG